AUGUUCAGUUUGGAAAGGAGACUAUGCUUCACUUUUACCACUUCUAGUAGAAUAUUCACAAGAAAAACAAUAAGAGGAUCCACAUCCUUUUUUGUUACGCCUCUUAACGCUUCUCAACGAGGAUGUACAUCUAUACAAGAUAAGAGUGAAACUCCAAACCCCUAUCUUCUUCUUGGGGAUUCCUGCAGUAAUGUGGAAGUACGAGCGUGGAUUAAAGGUGUGGAGGUGGAACGUUCUGCCCAUGAACAAUUACUACAACUCUCACGUAUGGGAGAUGUCAUUCAACAUCCAAUUGCCGUUAUGCCGGAUGUUCACACAGGACAUGGGGCUACUGUAGGAACUGUUAUUCCUACCACACAGGCGUUAAUUCCCUCAACGGUUGGUGUAGAUAUUGGAUGUGGAAUGAUUGCUGUAAAGACAAGUCUUACUCAAGAAGAUCUUCCUAAUUCUCUUGCCGGUUUAAGACUUGCCAUUGAAGUGGCAGUCCCACAUGGACGUACACAUAAUGGGAGAAGUAAUUUAGAUGCGGGUAGUUGGCGUGGUGAAGUACCAAAGGAAGUAGCGGAGAUUUGGAAAAGUCAUCUGCAAAAAGGGUUUGAAGAAAUAUGUAGUAUGCAUAAACAAAUUGAAUCCAGUAAUCACAUCACUCAUCUUGGUACACUUGGUGGAGGGAAUCACUUUAUUGAACUCUGUGUAGAUGAUGAUAUUAAUAAUAAUAUCGGACGACCACAUAUUUGGAUAAUGCUACAUUCCGGUUCUAGAGGAGUUGGGAAUCGUAUUGGUAGUAUAUUUAUUGAACUUGCUAAAAAAGAUAUGGGAACACAUCUUGUAAAUCUACCUAAUGUUGAAUUAGCGUAUUUGCGAGAGGGUUCUGAACACUUUGAUCAAUAUGUAAAGGCUAUUGAUUGGGCACAAUCAUAUGCUAAAUGGAAUCGAGAAAUUAUGUUACAAGAAGUAGUAAAAGCGAUGCGAAAUUAUCUUGGUUUACCUUUUACAAUGGAUAAAAUGGCUAUUAACUGUCAUCAUAAUUAUGUUGAACGAAUAGAAUUAAGUCCAUCUAAACAUGUUUGGCUUACACGUAAAGGAGCUACAUCUGCACGUUCUGGUGAAUUAGCCGUCAUACCUGGUAGUAUGGGUGCUAAAAGUUAUAUUGUACGUGGAAAAGGAAAUCCACAUAGUUACUUUUCUUGUUCACAUGGUGCGGGAAGACGGUAUAGUCGUGGUGAGGCAAAACGACGCUUUACACUUGAGGAUCACGAAGCCGCAACUGAACACGUGGAGUGUAGAAAAGAUGCAGAUGUAUUGGAUGAAACACCAUUAGCAUAUAAGAAGAUUGAUGAUGUGAUGCAAGCACAGGAGGAUCUUGUGGAAGUGGUCUGUGCUCUUAAACAGUUACUUUGUGUAAAGGGGUAA
Molecule: messenger RNA, 1413 nt
Organism: Trypanosoma theileri
Lineage: Eukaryota; Euglenozoa; Kinetoplastea; Trypanosomatida; Trypanosomatidae
Product: tRNA-splicing ligase RtcB
Exons: 1
Coding region: 1-1413 (470 amino acids)
Biological process (GO): RNA repair; DNA repair; RNA processing
Molecular function (GO): RNA ligase activity; manganese ion binding; DNA ligase activity
Source: RefSeq, a predicted model, not a curated record